AAUCCAUAAACAUAACUCUCACAUUGAAGAACAUAUAUCCUCCUCCUUCUUCUUCAUCUUCAUAAUUUUUGUGGUCACUAAUUAUCUCUAGUCCACACUCUAUACUUCUUCUUCCAAUAGCUCCAAAAAUAAACACUCCUUCCAUUUCAAACAAAACAACAACAUAAGAGAAACAAAAGUUCGAAAAUUCCUAUAAACAUGAAAACAGAACAUAACAAUAGAUUUUUAGUUGUCAAUAACAUCAUUAAAACUUCAAAACUCGCGGCGUAUUUUAUCCUUCUUUUGCUAUCUUACACCUUAGGUUACUUAUCCCAUUCUUAUUCUUCACCAAAAUUAUCACCACCACUAAAAUUCUCGCAUUCGACGUCGCCGUCACUACCACCACCGUCGCCACAGUAUAUUUCUUCCAUUGAACCCGACCCAUUCCGAGUCAAAACUCACUGCACCAAUCCAAUCCCACCGGAAAAAAUUCGCCGGAAAAUCAUCUCCCUCAUCUUCAACGGAACCUCGCCGUUCACCGACUUUCCUCCGCCGCACGCGGCGGAGCAUCUUCGCCGGAGUAAAAAAAUCAAAGGCUGGGGUUCAAACGGUGCCGUUUUCGAAAACUUAAUUCGUAAAGUGAAACCAAAAAUCAUCGUUGAAGUUGGAACGUUCCUUGGAGCUUCAGCGGUUCACAUGGCCGAGUUAACUCAACGGUUCGGUUUAAAAACUCAGAUUCUAUGUAUCGAUGAUUUUCGUGGUUGGGCCGGGUUCCGAGACAAGUUCAAAAAUAUUCCAAGUUUAAACGGUGACGUUUUGCUUUAUUAUCAGUUUCUUAUGAAUGUUGUUAGUUAUAAUCACACCGGUUCGGUUUUACCGGUUCCGUAUUCAAGCGGUUCGGCUUUGACGAAGCUAUGUGAAUGGGGUGUUUGGGCCGAUUUGGUUGAGAUUGAUGCAGGUCAUGAUUUUUUAUCGGCUUGGUCUGAUAUAAACCGGGGUUUUCGGAUUCUUCGACCGGGUGGGGUUAUUUUUGGGCAUGAUUAUUUUACUGCUGCUGAUAAUAAAGGGGUUAGAAGAGCUGUUGAUUUAUUUGCUAAAAUUCAUGGUCUUAAGGUGAAUAUUGAUGGUCAACAUUGGGUUAUAUACACUACUUAUAUACAAUAAUCAUACAUUACACACACGAUAGAUUGAUAGGUAUCUUCCUAUUUUCCCUUAAAAAAAGAAGGUAUAUUCCUAUUUAUCAAAUUUAUUCAUUAUGUAAAAGUUGAAAGGUACACUUUGAGGUCAAGAAAAGAAAUUGCUAUUGAAUUAGUUGAGAUAUAUGAUUUUUGGGUGGAUAAAUAAAAUUUUCGUGUUUGAAGUUUUUUA
Molecule: messenger RNA, 1347 nt
Organism: Medicago truncatula (barrel medic)
Lineage: Eukaryota; Viridiplantae; Streptophyta; Magnoliopsida; Fabales; Fabaceae
Exons: 1
Coding region: 199-1143 (314 amino acids)
Source: RefSeq, a predicted model, not a curated record